Molecule: messenger RNA, 678 nt
Organism: Lachancea dasiensis
Lineage: Eukaryota; Fungi; Ascomycota; Saccharomycetes; Saccharomycetales; Saccharomycetaceae
Source: the annotation of a GenBank genome assembly
AUGAAUCCGAUUCGAUUGCUGCUAUUAGGUGCUCCUGGAUCAGGAAAAGGAACGCAGACGUCAAGACUUUUGGCGUCUUUUCAACACUUGGAAUCCGUGUCGUCUGGAGAUCUGCUGCGCCAGCAAAUCCAACGAAAGACGGAAUUGGGUCGCAUUGCUGCGGCUUAUAUAUCGGAUGGUAGGCUGCUGCCAGAUGCAUUUGUAACUGAACUGGUACACAAUGAAUUGAGCACGAAGGGCUGGCUAUCUCCUAAAUCAAGCUGGCUUCUAGACGGAUUCCCGAGGACAGUCACACAAGCAAAAUCGUUGCGUUCCAAGUUGACACCUCACAAGGCGUCUCUGAAUAUGGUGGUAGAGCUGGAUGUUCCGGAAAGCGUGAUCCUGGACCGCAUAGAAAACCGGUACGUGCAUGUGCCCAGCGGCCGGAUCUACAACCUCACCUACAAUCCGCCAAAAGUUGAUGGCCUCGAUGACCUCACAGGUGAGCCCCUCACAAAGCGUCCAGAUGAUACAGCGGAAGUGUUUGGGAAGAGAUUGGAUAGCUAUCGACAAACUGUGACGCCGCUGAAAAAGUUUUACGCCGACAUUGGAAUCCUUCACAAAGUGUCGGGUGAAACCUCUGACAUUAUUUUUCCACAGCUUUUAGAUAUCAUACAAAAGAAGCUGAAACACGUCUGA